This is a messenger RNA of Drosophila teissieri, 2595 nucleotides long. Its product is annotated as trissin receptor. Gene Ontology annotation, cellular component: membrane. Gene Ontology annotation, biological process: G protein-coupled receptor signaling pathway. The record is from RefSeq and is a predicted model, not a curated record. The transcript is spliced from 9 exons. Gene Ontology annotation, molecular function: peptide binding; G protein-coupled receptor activity. NCBI's taxonomy places the organism in Eukaryota, Metazoa, Arthropoda, Insecta, Diptera, Drosophilidae. Bases 154 to 2334 code for a protein of 726 amino acids.
UUAGCCGUAUUAAGUCAUAAUCUUUCGGUGUUGCAAGUAUCUCCCGGAAACUCUCGCAGAAUUCGCAUCUGCCCGCCACUUGAGCACACUUUGCAGUAUUUGAAAUCUGCGUCCUUUAUUGGCGGCCACAGGAGUCGUCGCCACACGCACAAAAUGAUUAUGACGAUGGUGCAGACAGCGAGGUCCUGUCAACAGGAUGCGGAAGUGGAGCGGCGAAAACAACAUAAGCAACGAUGGCGACCUGAUGGGCCACACAUAUCAGCGGCUUACGACCUCAACAGUGAUAAUGACGACGGCCACCGCAGGGUGGUGCAUAAUCAAAACAACGACAGCCCAAACAGCUCGCCAAAUCAGAGCACUUCCGCCUACCGACAGCGGCAACAGCACCACCCACCCACCGGACAACAACAGCAGCCCCGGACGCCCUACGUCGUAACCCACUUCUCCGGCUGGACAACGCUGCCCACCCUGCUCACCGUGCUCUCCGUGCUCUCCGCUUCCGCGCUGACAGCCUCCGCCAAUGUCACCAGCACCAGCACCAUCACCAUCAGUCCGCCCAUCAACGGCAGCAGCACCGAUUACAUCCUGCUGUAUGGCGACCCCACCACAUCCAUCGUUCCCCCACUGACCACCGGACUCGCUGUCUCGGGGGACGGAAGUGGUGCGGUCAUCGAGGACGAGGACGCGGAGGACGCGGAGAAGGCCAGCGAGUACAUCUUUGAUCGCACCGAUGUGCGCAUAAUAUUCAUCACCCUCUACACACUGGUAUUCUGCUGCUGCUUCUUUGGUAACCUCCUUGUUAUUUUGGUGGUCACAUUAUCGCGACGACUUCGCUCAAUAACAAACUUUUUCCUGGCCAACUUGGCGUUCGCCGACUUCUGUGUGGGACUCUUUUGUGUGAUGCAGAAUCUGUCCAUCUACCUGAUAGAGAGCUGGGUCUUCGGCGAGUUCCUCUGCCGCAUGUACCAGUUUGUCCACUCCCUGAGCUACACGGCCUCCAUCUUCAUCCUGGUGGUCAUCUGCAUGGAGCGCUACUUCGCCAUUGUGCAUCCCAUCACCUGCAAACAGAUCCUAACUGCAGCUCGUCUGAGGAUGGUCAUUGUCACAGUUUGGAUUACAUCGGCCGUUUACUCCACGCCCAAGUUUGUUUUCAGCAAGACCAUUAAGAACAUCCACACGCAGGACGGCCAGGAGGAGGAGAUCUGUGUCCUGGACCGCGAGAUGUUCAACUCCAAGCUGCUGGACAUGAUCAACUUUGUGCUCCUCUACGUUAUGCCGCUGCUGGUGAUGACGGUGCUGUACAGCAAAAUCGCCAUCGCCUUGUGGCGCAGUUCGCGCGGCCUCACGCCGCACGUGGUGCAGCAUCAGCAGCAGCAGCAGCAGCCGCAGCAGGCAUCCUGCCAGGACAUUGGCAUGGGUAUGCACAACAGCAUGUACCACCACCACCAGCACCACCAUCACCACCACCACCAGCACCACCAGCUGCCAUCGGCCGCCACCUCGUCAGGAUCUGUUCCCCUGGCAGGAGUGGGGUUGGGUGGAGGUGGUGGGGGAGGUCCUGGUCCUGGUCCUGGUCCGUCACUCGCUUCCGGCGGCAGCAGCACCACGUCCCUGUCCCGCAAGCAGAGCAGUAAAUAUGAGAAGCGCGGCGUCAGCAUCACGGAGAGUCAGGUGUCCCUGGAGGCCGAUCGUCCCAUUGUCAGUGCCUGCCGCAAGACGAGCUUCUACCACCACGGCCACGGCCACGCCCACCACCAGCGGGCGGGCAACGCCUCGGUGGGCGGCGGCGGAGGCGGGGGCGUGGCCGGAGCCACCCACAUGUCCCACUCGUCCAGCAACGUCCUGCGCGCCCGGCGCGGCGUCGUCCGCAUGCUGAUAAUAUUCGUGCUGACAUUCGCCCUCUGCAAUCUGCCGUAUCAUGCUCGCAAAAUGUGGCAGUACUGGUCACGUUCGUAUCGCGGUGAUUCCAAUUUUAAUGCGCUGCUAACACCGCUCACCUUUCUGGUCACGUACUUCAAUUCGGGCGUAAAUCCCCUGCUCUACGCCUUCCUCAGUCGCAAUUUUCGGAAGGGCAUGAAGGAGCUGCUGCUCUGCUCCUGGAAGAAGGGCAAGGGCAAGUCCUCCUCCAACUCCUCGAUGCACCACAAGCGCAAGGCGCUGCAGGUGAGUGACUCUCACCCAGAACCUGACCCACUCGCUGCCCACGGACACCACCCACAUCGGAAACGAGCAGCUAUGAUGGCCACGCGGCUGGAGGAGGCCCCUCAAGCUCUUCGGGCGCCGCUCUUAGGACCCCCAGCCCAUCGAAGGAUGGACCCACUUCCGGUCCGUUAGCUAGAGUACUUCAUUGUGAUCUUGGAUCUUGGAAGCCAGCCUAUCGCUCGGAUCGAGUCGGCGGCCAAGGCGAAACUGGUAACUGGUGUCAAGUUGUAUUGAUAGAGUAAGCCAAUUCUUAAGAGUAAACCCAUUGUGUAAGUUACAUGCAGCUCCUGGAGCAUUGCUCUCAAGUUCUUAGUCUAAGCAUAUGAUUUAGUGCGAGUCAAGCAUCAAUAAAUAAACGAAGCGGCAAUGAUCAUUACUGCUUGCGAACAUAUA